Homalodisca vitripennis (glassy-winged sharpshooter) is the source of this 594-nucleotide messenger RNA. RefSeq names its product putative inorganic phosphate cotransporter. The transcript is spliced from 3 exons. The record is from RefSeq and is a predicted model, not a curated record. NCBI's taxonomy places the organism in Eukaryota, Metazoa, Arthropoda, Insecta, Hemiptera, Cicadellidae. The coding region runs from base 137 to 406 and encodes 89 amino acids.
GCUUCUACGCUGGCUGUGACCGCAACCUGGGUCAUUCUGCUCUUCAUGGCUAUGAUGUUCUUCAAAGGCUUCGCAUCAUACGCCACCUGCCGUGCCAAACCCCGUCGACCUCAAGCCCCAACUACGCAGGAGUACUAUGGGCAUCAUGAACGGCAUCGGAGCCCAUGGCCGGAUUCUUCCUCUCCGAACUUUGUGCCGAUGGUUUAUCAUCACUGGGGACGGAAGUAUAGAAGAGUGGCGUAACGUAUUCUACCUCGCUGCAGUGAUCAUGGUAGUCUUCUCCAUCCCUUACCUGUUCUUCGGUUCCGGAGAGGAGCAACCCUGGAACAACGAGAUGUCACAGACACUGGAGAACUCGGCCAACUCCCACCCCAAGCACGACGAGAACCAGGAGACCAAGACGUGACCGGAGACAGUAUAGUAGUCAGAGAUCAGCUGAUUCUGCAACCGUUUUCACCAGCGGUAUUGUACAGAUGGAUCUAUCCAAGUGGACACCAUGUCUGAUGUGAUGUAUCGUGGGCUAAAAUUACAGUAGUGUAGUGUUGUUAACUACUGUAAAUAUAUUUUUGUAAUAAAAAUGUAUUUUUCCAAAAA